Molecule: messenger RNA, 558 nt
Organism: Salvelinus namaycush (lake trout)
Lineage: Eukaryota; Metazoa; Chordata; Actinopteri; Salmoniformes; Salmonidae
Product: butyrophilin subfamily 1 member A1-like
Exons: 4
Coding region: 181-558 (125 amino acids)
Source: RefSeq, a predicted model, not a curated record
UUUACUCCAAGUGCCUGUGCAAAGGUGAAGGUGAAAGUUGUGUCUCAGUAUAGGCCUGAGGUGUAGAUUGUUCUGUAAAAACGUGUAGAUAUGCACAUAUAGAGACUAUUAGAGUGGUUAUGGAUUUAAAUCAACUAUUUUGAAUGUGAAGUGGAGGACGUGAAGACCAGUAAAGUUAAAAUGGCAGAGUCCAGAGUUCAUAAUCAGUUUAAACUUACCACUAAAAACUAUGUGGAGGCUGAUGUUGGUGAAGAGGUCACCCUCCCCUGUCACCUCUCACCUGAUACCAGUGCUGUUGCCAUGACGAUCAGGUGGUUUAAAGAGACAGAGUGUAUUUACCUGUAUAAGAAUGGCCAGGUGACAGAGAGGAGUGGCUAUGAGGGCAGAGUGAGUCUGAUCACCCAGGAGCUGGAGAGAGGCAACGUGUCUCUGAGGCUGAGAGACAUCAGGAGGUCAGAUAGAGGAGUCUACAUAUGUCAGGUCAUCCAUGGAGAACAGAAGGAGGAGGCUGCAGUGGGUUUAUGGGAGAGAGAAGAGCCCAAAGCUGGUUAUCACUAA